CUCGGAUAUCUCUUCCGGAGCGGUGUGUGAAUCCGAAGGUCGUAUGUGUGCUGAGAAUGGCUGCCUCGUUGGUGUUGAGGAGAUGGUGCUCUGCGGCAGCGGCUGAGGCAGCAGCUCCAAAGAAAGGCACAAGAUGGGAACGUCUCAAGAAUGGCCGUGUUGGUGUAUGGAUCAAGGGCAUGUAUGGCGACUACAAAGAGGCCUGCCGUGAGAUAGUGGUCGGAGCCCGGGACCGACCCAUCAAAGCAGGCGUCUACCUGGGCCUGCUGGGCGGCGCGUACGCCUGCUUCAUCACCAACCCCGGCGAGGGCUCCUUUGACGCCGAGGUGAUGGACGUGUCCAACCAGCUGGCCCUGCUCUCGCCCUGGAUCCGCAACGGCGUGUCGGACGGCCACGUCCAGAAGAUGGCCAAGCUCCGGAGCCAGGGCCGCCUGCGCUACCUCAGCCUGGGGCUGGUCUCCCUGGAGUACCAGGCGGAGUACGACCCGGACGCCAACCUGUACGAGGCCGUCUGCUCGCCGCUGUCCGUGCCCUGGCGCGAGCUGCACGAGCGGGUCGUGGACGUGGGCUUCGCGGGCCGCUGGUGGGUGCUGGACAACAAGAUGAAGGACUACGACGUGAACGAGGAGGAGUUCCGCAACCUGCCCCCGGCGCUGCAGGCCUCCGUGCCGCCGGCGCCCCAGGCGACGGAGCGCAACGAGCAGCUGCACAAGGACUCCUGGAAGCCUGUGGGCAUGCAGGAGGAUGAGGAGGAGAGGGCCCGGGCUGCUGCUGAAGCUGGGCAACAGAGUGCUGGAGGAGGAGAGGGGGCAGGUACUCUGGCCACCAUCCUAGACAGUGCACCUUUAAGGGACUUAAUGUCAUCACUGCAAAGCAUAAAUCCACUACCUCUCCUGAAAGAUUAUGUGGGAGGAGACUUCAUGUCAUCACUACAAAGCAUAAAUCCACUACCUGUCCUGAAGAAGUAUGUGGGAGGAGUGGCGGAGACUCUGAAGGGCAGUGAUGGAGCAGAGGUGGGGACUGUGGAGGGUAGUGAUGGAGCAGAGGUGGCGACUGUGAAGGGGAGUGAUGCUACCAUAGAUGGAGGAGAGGUGGGGACUGUAGAGGGGAGUGAUGCUGUAGUAGAUGGAGGAAAGGGGGAGACUGUGGAGGGGAGUGAUGGCGGAGUGGAGGGCAGUGAUGCUGUAGAUGGAGGAAAGGGGGAAACGGUGGAGGGGAGUGAUGGAGCAGAGGUGAGGACUGUGAAGGGGAGUGAUGCUGCAGUAGCUGGAGGGGAGGUGGAGACUGUGGAGGGGAGUGAUGGAGGAGAGGUAGGAACAGUGGAGGGCAGUGAUGCCGUAGAUGGAGGAGAAGUGGGGACUGUGGAGGGGAGUGAUGCUGUAGUAGUAGAUGGAGGAGAGGGGCAGACUGUUGAGGGGAGUGCGGCUGUAGAUGGAGGAGAGGUGGGGACAGUGGAGGGCAGUGAUGGAGGAGAGGGGAAGACUGUGGAGGGCAGUGAUGCUACAGUAGGACAGAGUCAACAACAGAUGCAGACAUAAACUCAACACAACCCUCCCUGAGUGAUCCACCAUCAGGGGAGGGGGACUGUCGCCAUUGGACUCAGCUGCUGAUUGAGUUGUGAAACAGAGGGGCCUUUGAGGACUGUUUACUCAAAGCCAAAUAGGCCUUCUUAUUCCUAUUCAGAGAAAGGACUGGACUGGACAGACUAUCGCCAUUUCGUUCAGCAAUCUGUGUGGCAGUGUAAUGGUGAGACAUUUUCACCAUGCAGCCUGUUGGUUUUAACAAGUGGGGAUGUUCUUGAAGUCAGAUGAAGAAGAAGUCAACAACGUCAAUGUUACUGGGUUUUAUUAUUUGACAUUUUCAGUGUUGUGCUGUGUCACACAGUUAAUUUUGGUUUCUUCAGUUGGAAAUGUCAACAUCCUCUGAGCAGCCUCAGCAUUAAAGCUGCCAGCUUAUGUUCUGUGAAAGAUUGUUUGGCUCAAGAAAUGAAAGGGAGACUGUUAUUACAGUUCUCCAAGGUGGACUGAACAAUGGAAGCAAAUUCAAGAAAAAAAGGAGAUCCUGAUGUUGAACAGGGUCUGUGAAAAAUGAAAUAAAGUAUGUCAUAAAACACUGAA
Messenger RNA from Engraulis encrasicolus (European anchovy), 2117 nucleotides. RefSeq names its product translocase of inner mitochondrial membrane 29 (gene timm29). The record is from RefSeq and is a predicted model, not a curated record. The transcript has 2 exons. Gene Ontology annotation, biological process: protein insertion into mitochondrial inner membrane. NCBI's taxonomy places the organism in Eukaryota, Metazoa, Chordata, Actinopteri, Clupeiformes, Engraulidae. Gene Ontology annotation, cellular component: TIM22 mitochondrial import inner membrane insertion complex. Bases 57 to 1538 code for a protein of 493 amino acids.